AAAAAACGCUAUUUAGAGAAGAUUUCUUGUGUUGGAAUCGAUCCUGUCUUGAUACCAGACAAAACGUACGAUCCAGAGUGCGUGCCUCCUGUCGAAUCCAUGGAUUUAUUGUCGUUUUUGGUGCUCGACACGAGUUAUUACAGUAAGGACCAAUUUAAGGAUUAUAGAAGUUUGCAGUCUUAUAACCAGUUGGUUUCAGGAUUUGUAAGUAGCGUUAAAGGACAAAAAAUAGGCAACAAAUACAUAGUGUCUGGGAAAGUCAGACAUUCACAAAGAAUGAACGAUCCAUUUGUCGCACUUUGGAUAAUAACCGAACACAAUGGUACGGUUCUCUUCGCUCACUGUGUGGGAUGCAUGGCGGGUCAAGGGGAGUGCUGAUCGCAUAUCGCAAGUGUUUUGUUCUACAUCGAGGCAUGGAAUCGGAUAAACGAAAAAUUAACCUGUACACAGGUAAAAUGCACCUGGCUGUUACCCACCGCUGUGAAAGAGGUUGCUUAUGCCCCAAUCGCUGACAUUGAUUUUCGCUCAGCAAAGAGACUUAAGCGAAAUUUGGACGAAACCAUCAACAAUUUGACGACUACCAAAGGAAGUACAGGCACUCAUUCUAGUGAGGUGGCAAAGGUGGCAGCUCCCGUCCCAGGUGAUACUGAACUAAUGAACUUUUAUGCAGAACUGAAUUCUUGCAAGACUAAGGCUGCGGCUUUAAGCUUGAUUCACCCCUUCUCGGAUGCUUUUGUUUCUAAGAGAAGAAACGUACCAACUAUCGCAGAUCUAUUUGACAAGAAGUACCUAGACUUCGGGUAUCAUGACCUACUCAAGGCCUGUGAAAAAAUUUCCCCAAAAAUCACUGAUGAAGAGGUGAGGCUCAUAGAGGAAGAUACCAGAAGCCAGUCAAAGGGCUCUAGCUUCUAUCGUCACAGGGCUGGGAGAAUUGGGGCAUCAAUUAGCAAAGCAGCAUGUCACACCAACCCAGCACAGCCCUCACAAUCACUUAUUAAAACAAUUUGUUACCCAAACAUUUUCACAUUUAGUACAGAGGCUACAAACAUGGUUGUAAACAUGAAAGUGCUGCUAUUGAAGCUUAUGAAAAGAUCAUGAAGGAAAAGCACAUCAACUUUCAAGUAACGAAAUAUGACACGUUUAUCAAUAAACAGUAUCCAUGGUUACAUGCCACACCUGACUUUUUGUGUUGGUGUGAUUGCUGUGGGGAUGGAUGUGGGGAGGUAAAAUGCCCCUAUUGUUUAAAGGAUACAGACUUGGAGCAGUAUAUUAACAAAUACAACUCUUGUUUGAAGUCAGAAAAUGGAGAUGCAAGUCUAAAAAGGGAACAUGCCUACUAUUACCAAACCCAACAGCAAAUAUUCACUGCUGGAAAGCUUUACUGUGACUUUGUUGUUUGUGGUUUUCAUGAGCAAAUUGAUCUCUUCUGUAAAAGAAUUUUGCCUGAUGUCAGCCACUGGCACUCUUUUGUUUCCAAACUUAAUCACUUCUGGAGAUACUGUGUGCUACCAGAAAUUCUGGGAAGGUGGUAUACUCAAAAGCGAAGUUUGUCUCAUUCAUCACCUGAUCCCAAUUCGGCUUGUUUUUGCAGACUGGCAACUGGAGGGCCUGUGGUAACAUGCACAAACCAAGCAUGCCCCAUUUCUGCUUUUCAUUUAUCUUGUUUGAAAAUUACAAAAGUACCUAGCAAGUGGUUUUGUCCCCUGUGCCAAAAA
Molecule: messenger RNA, 1715 nt
Organism: Porites lobata
Lineage: Eukaryota; Metazoa; Cnidaria; Anthozoa; Scleractinia; Poritidae
Source: the annotation of a GenBank genome assembly